Molecule: messenger RNA, 2253 nt
Organism: Chiloscyllium plagiosum (whitespotted bambooshark)
Lineage: Eukaryota; Metazoa; Chordata; Chondrichthyes; Orectolobiformes; Hemiscylliidae
Source: RefSeq, a predicted model, not a curated record
UGCUCCUCUGCCGGCUGGCUGUGUCGGUCCGAGAUGCUCUCCCCCAACCUGAGUGUGAAUUGCAGCGAGGGCAGCCAGGGGCUGUGCGGGCACAGGCUGCCUCUCUCUCCUCAGCAGCCGGCUCCAGGCUUCACCCUGAGCGCCAACGGGCACCUGGUCGCCGCCCUGUGCCUGGGCAGCAUCGGGCUGCUGGGUUUCACCAACAACUCGCUGGUGCUGCUGCUCUUCUGCCGCUUCAAGGCGCUGCGCUCUCCCGUCAACCUGCUGCUCGCCAACAUCUCGGUGAGUGACCUGCUGGUCUCCACCCUGGGCACCCCGUUCAGCUUCGCCGCCAGCGCCCGGCAGCGCUGGCUCAUCGGGGAGCUGGGCUGCAUCUGGUACGGAUUCGCCAACACCGUCUUCGGCACUGUAUCAUUGAUAUCAUUGGCUAUACUUUCAUACGAUCGUUAUAUUACUAUCACUGGAGCCACAGAAGCUGACAAGGCAAAUUACAACAAAGCCUUUGCAUGGAUUUCAUUUUCUUGGAUCUACUCAUUGAUAUGGACAUUGCCCCCUCUAUUUGGAUGGAGUCACUAUGGUCCUGAGGGACCAGGAACCACAUGUUCUGUGAACUGGUAUUCAAAAGAUGCAGCCAAUGUAUCCUACAUUGUGUGUCUCUUCGUCUUCUGUCUGGUCAUCCCCUUUCUGGUGAUUAUGUAUUGUUAUGGAAAGAUACUGAUGACAAUGAGGAAGGUAAGAGUAAGCAAUUCCACAAGACGUGCAAGAGAGCAUAAGGUUUUGCUCAUGGUGACUUUAAUGGUGGUCUGUUUCCUGCUCUGCUGGCUACCUUAUGGAGUUGUAGCACUCGUGGCUACUUUUGGACGUCCUGGUCUGGUCUCUCCAGCUGCCAGCCUUAUCCCUUCGAUCCUUGCCAAAAGCAGCACUGUCUACAACCCCAUUAUCUAUAUCUUCCUAAACAAACAGUUUUACAGAUGUUUCAAAGCACUGCUGAUCUGUCAGAGUUCACCUGUUAGUACAAGCACCAAAAGUAUAUCGAAGACUACAAAGAAUAGUCGCGAUAAUCGAAGGAAGAACACCAACUUCAUAAAAGCCUCAGUUGCUCAACACACAUCUGUCAAUAAACACCCAUCAGAUGGCAUGAAAGAUAAAGGCAACAACACUUCAAGUGAAAAUGCAAAGCCGCUGGUAUCUCUAGUGGUACGCUAUAAUGACUGAUCAGAUGGAAACCUCUGAUGGCAAUUCCAUGGUGUUUAACAUUGCUUUGUAAUAACCAGAUUUCCCAUGAAAAUUAGUGCAAUCCCAGAUGGUGACAGAUAAAGAGUCUAUAAAUCAAUACAGGUGAAAUUGAUUUUGUCUAUGAUAGUUGAAGAGUAUAAAAGGAAACAUUGUGGACCAAGGAAACAUCUGGAUAUUAAGGAUCGAAUAUUGACUGACUCUCCAAUUCCAGGUUAAACAGUAGAUUCACUUUGUCUGGUUCAACUUUUCACUGUGCCUUGGUACACGUGACAAUAAAUACAAUUCAAUUCAAUUCAAAGGUGUGCAAUCAAAAUGUAAGUUAUCACACUGGUGUUUUAUAAAGUAAUGAAUACCAUGGAGUUUUAAAAAUAGACAUUAUCAAAAAGGAAAACUGGAUAAUUUUUUUUUAAAGUCAGACUUUGGACCUAUCCAAAGUUUGUACAAUGGUUUCAUACAUUGUGUUUUGUAGGAAUAAAUACAUGGCAUGAAAUUCCUCCACCUAUUUACUUAGAGGCAUUAGCUCAUCAAUAAUAAACAGUCUAAAACCUUGAUUAAAAUGACCAGCCUUGGGAACGUGAGAAACCUGUUUUACAUUCACAUAUUUUCAAACAUAACUGUAAAGAAAAUUACAUACAAGAUGACAAAAAUUGCAUUUCUAUGGUAAUGAUUUGUAGUAAUAUUGGCACGUGGACUUGAUAUUGUAUCUUGAAAGCACAGCUGACAUUGUUUUUCAAACUAAUGUCAAAAGCUGAAACAAGAGUCAACGGAGUGUCUAAUACUAGCUUCACUGAAAGAUGACAUAAUAACGUAAGCAACCUUACUAUUGCCUCUUUGCUGCAUUAGUACAACCUGUUAUGUUAAAUCUAUUUAUUUUAGAAGUAGCUGGGCAGAGAAGAAAAUUAUACUUUAUACAAUUCAUUCAGCUGCAUUUUUCCUAUCGGAAAAUAGAGUCAUAGAGACAUACAGAUGUACAGCACAGAAACAGACCUUAGGUCCAACUUGUCCAUGCUGACCAGA